AUGGCCCGCCCGGAGGGACGGCCGGGUGGGGCCCCCUCUGUGCUGGACUUGGAGCCCCCCGGAGGGGAGAUGCCCUGCUUGGACCUCUACGCCUUCCCUGCCGGAGUCGCCUUUGGCCAGAGGCCUUUCGCUGCGGCCGGAGGAGUCCCUGUCCCCAGCCUGGACGAUGGAGAUGCCGAGGAAGAGGAGGAGGAGGAAGAGGAGGAGGAAGACGGGCGAGUGAGGAGGGCCGCGCUGCCGGGCAGACCCAAGCGAAAGCGAGUCAUCACCCACGCGCAGCGCCAGGCGGCCAACGUCCGCGAGAGGAAGAGGAUGUUCAACCUCAACGAAGCCUUCGACCAGCUGCGGAAGAAGGUGCCCACCUUCGCCUACGAGAAGCGCCUCUCCAGGAUCGAGACCCUGCGCCUGGCCAUCGUCUACAUCUCUUUCAUGACCGAGUUGCUGGACAGCUGCAAUAAGCCAAAGGGCAGCUAG
This is a messenger RNA of Eublepharis macularius, 474 nucleotides long. It is a transcript of the gene FERD3L, whose product is annotated as Fer3 like bHLH transcription factor. Gene Ontology annotation, biological process: regulation of transcription by RNA polymerase II; developmental process. The record is from RefSeq and is a predicted model, not a curated record. The transcript has a single exon. NCBI's taxonomy places the organism in Eukaryota, Metazoa, Chordata, Lepidosauria, Squamata, Eublepharidae. Gene Ontology annotation, molecular function: protein dimerization activity; RNA polymerase II transcription regulatory region sequence-specific DNA binding; DNA-binding transcription factor activity, RNA polymerase II-specific. Bases 1 to 474 code for a protein of 157 amino acids.